GAAUGUAAACAAUGUAAGAUGAAUCUUGAUCCUCUUAAUCAACUUUGAUUAACACUAAGAGACUACCAGUUGAUUAUCAUCAAUAAUUUGUAAUUACUUGUGUGUGUCUCAUUUUAUCCUUUCAGUGAUUAACAAAUGAUAUUCUGAGGCCACUGCCGAGAGAUUCAAAUCUAAUCAUGAUCAUCAUUUUAAUGAAGAUGCUCAUUGACGAUCCUUUUGAUUUAAAGUUUCACCUUAACCAAUAUAAUCAUCAUUUACCAUGAUCAACAUUCAGAAUUGUGAUUGAAAUUAUAAUCUUUUCCGUGUUAAUUGUAAUUAAAUCUUAUUGUUUUACUGAAACUUGUUGAGCUCAAAGUGUUUAACUGUGAUCUUGUCAACAUUUUGUGAAUAUUUAAUUUUAAAACACUCAAUUGGAUAUCUUAUUGUUAACAAUACGUAAUUAAAAAUGGAAUUGAUUAAAUUCGUUAAGACAAAUAAAUAUAAAAUCUUUAAAACUUUAUUAACUUAUUUGACCUUCGCUGGUCUUGGAGGGGUCAACACUUUGAUGGGCAGUUCGUUACUCGAUCUUCAGAUUAAAGUUCAAACCUCAUUUUCGACAGUCUCGAAACUUGUUCCAGCUCGUGCAAUCGGCUAUGUACUUGGAGCUUCAUCUUGUGGUCUCUAUGAGAAACGUAUAGAUGAUUAUCUAAUCCUUUCAAUAUCUAAUUUUAUUGCUGGUCUUUUCCUAAUUCUUGCUCCAUGGUUCAAUAUUAUCGAAUUGAUAUUUGCAAGUAUUAUCAUCUCUGGAUUUGCCCAAGGGGUUUUCGAUAUCUACUGUAAUGUGAUCAUCUUAAGGAUUUGGGGUAAACAUGGAGUCAAUUGGCUUCAGGUUCUUCAUAUGUGUUUCGGUGUCGGUGCUUUGAUUACACCGAUUUUUACUCGACCUUUUCUAUUACCUAACACAGAAUCUGAUGAUACAACUGUAAUUCUAGCAAAUGGCACCAGCGUCAAUUCAACCCAAACUUCUCAAUAUACACCUGAAGAUGUAAAAGUUCAAUAUUCAUUCAUGAUUGUUGGUGGAAUGCUGUUUAUCGUUUCAAUUCCAUUCUUUUUCUGUUACUUACAUGAUCGAAAGACAAACAGUGAAAACUCAGCUGAACCAGAAGCUGAAGAAAUUCAAUCAAAUGCAAGCACAACCAAGAAGGUUUGUGCAGUUAUAAUGACCGGAAUUCUCGCUAAUUUCGCAUUUGGAACUGAAGCUGUAGUGGGUAAUUUGUGUACUGCAUUCGCGGUUAAAGCUGAUAUAAAGAUGGACAAAAAGACGGCGGUUUUAAUAGCGACAGUAUUUUGGUCCAUGUUUUCAUUUUAUCGAUUAAUCUUUAUUCCAAUGACCUUAUUUAUCAAGGAAGGUCGUCUCUUUGUGUUGAAUCUUUUCAUAAUACUCGCUGGUACCUUUGUUUUAGUACCAAAAGCGGCAUCUCAAUCAACAUUCACUUGGAUUGCAUUUAUUUUACUUGGAAUUGGAUAUUCACCAGUAUUUUCAAUCUCUUAUGGAUCAUUGGGAAAAUACUUUCCAAUCACAAACGCAAUGACUUCUUAUAUCUUUGUCAAUGGUGUUAUUGGUGAAACCAUUCACACUACAAUUUUAUCAAAAUUCAUUGAAACUAAACCGAUAAUUUUUACUUAUUAUCUUGGGGCAAUGUCCAUUCUUUAUGUGAUAAUUAGUUAGCUCUUCCUUAUUAUUGUAAAAAAGUGAUUGGUAAGCCCAAACCUAAAGAAACCAACGAAAUGAAAAAGUUUUAAUAUCUAAUUUUAUCCUAAUCAAAGACCAAACAAUCAAAGGUUAACAAUUAACCAAAGAGAAAGUGAUCAAACAAUUAUCAUAAUAUUAUUUUCAAUGUAUCUAGUUUUUAGUGAUUAUUUAACUGGAACAAUCAUAAACUAUAUUAUCAAUUAAUAAAAUUAUACUACUAUUAAUAAUCAACAAACAA
Panonychus citri (citrus red mite) is the source of this 1970-nucleotide messenger RNA. RefSeq names its product sodium-dependent glucose transporter 1-like. The record is from RefSeq and is a predicted model, not a curated record. NCBI's taxonomy places the organism in Eukaryota, Metazoa, Arthropoda, Arachnida, Trombidiformes, Tetranychidae. Gene Ontology annotation, biological process: transmembrane transport. Bases 446 to 1708 code for a protein of 420 amino acids. The transcript has 4 exons.